Molecule: messenger RNA, 4010 nt
Organism: Ceratotherium simum simum (southern white rhinoceros)
Lineage: Eukaryota; Metazoa; Chordata; Mammalia; Perissodactyla; Rhinocerotidae
Gene: ADD2
Product: adducin 2
Biological process (GO): barbed-end actin filament capping
Cellular component (GO): plasma membrane; cytoskeleton; postsynaptic density
Molecular function (GO): actin filament binding
Source: RefSeq, a predicted model, not a curated record
CGCACCGCCAAGACAGCUCUCAUUUCCUCCCAGCCUCUUGCGGGAAAUGGAUUUAAUUCUGACGGCAGGGCUGUAAGGGACGAGCGGGAACGAAAGCCUUUUGUCAAGGAGUAGCAGCCUCUGUUGUCUGUAAUUACCACCAACGCGGAGAAGCUGCAUUGCUGGUGGAAUUCCAGGCAGCUCCGACAAGUGCGGGGCUGUUAGGAUGGGUAGAAAACAUUGCUCUGUAGAUUAGCUGGGUGCAUUUAUUAAGCAGAUCCAAAAAAGAAAACAACAACAACAACAACACAAAACAAAAAACCCGAACAAUCCACACUGGAAGACCAGAGAUGGAUAAGGUGCCGUGCAGGAGUUUCCACCUGGAUGUGUGAAAUCCUGUUCAUGUGGUUGGCGUCCCUGAGAGCAGAGCGGGGUGCACAGGCCGAGCACUGAGAAGACGCAGCCUGAGACAAGGCUGAUCCAGCCUCCCGGGUUCCAGGAGUGGAUAGUAAACCUACCAGGAAAAUGAGUGAAGAGACUGUCCCCGAGGCUGCCUCCCCGCCGCCCCCGCAGGGGCAGCAGUACUUCGACCGCUUUUCUGAAGACGACCCUGAGUACAUGCGCCUUCGCAACCGUGCAGCGGACCUGCGGCAGGACUUCAACCUGAUGGAGCAGAAGAAGCGCGUGACCAUGAUCCUGCAGAGCCCUUCUUUCAGGGAGGAGCUGGAAGGCCUCAUCCAGGAGCAGAUGAAGAAAGGGAACAACUCCUCCAACAUCUGGGCCCUGCGGCAGAUCGCGGACUUCAUGGCCAGCACCUCCCACGCAGUCUUCCCAACAUCUUCCAUGAACUUCUCCAUGAUGACGCCCAUCAAUGACCUCCACACAGCUGACUCCCUGAACCUGGCCAAGGGGGAGCGGCUCAUGCGGUGCAAGAUCAGCAGCGUCUACCGCCUCCUGGACCUCUAUGGCUGGGCCCAGCUGAGCGACACCUACGUCACGCUGAGAGUCAGCAAGGAGCAGGACCACUUCCUGAUUAGCCCUAAGGGAGUUUCUUGCUGCGAAGUCACAGCAUCCAGCCUGAUCAAGGUGAACAUCCUGGGAGAGGUGGUGGAGAAAGGCAGCAGCUGCUUCCCUGUGGACACCACAGGCUUCUGUCUGCACUCGGCCAUCUACGCAGCCAGACCCGACGUGCGCUGCAUCAUCCACCUGCACACGCCGGCCACGGCAGCGGUGUCAGCCAUGAAGUGGGGCCUCCUGCCUGUCUCCCACAAUGCCCUGCUGCUGGGGGACAUGGCCUAUUAUGACUUCAACGGUGAAAUGGAGCAGGAAGCGGAUCGGAUCAGCCUGCAGAAGUGCCUUGGACCCACCUGCAAGAUCCUGGUGCUAAGAAACCAUGGAGUGGUUGCUCUAGGUGACACCGUAGAGGAGGCGUUUUAUAAGGUCUUCCACCUGCAGGCUGCUUGUGAGAUACAGGUGUCCGCUCUGUCCAGCGCCGGGGGAGUGGAGAAUCUCAUCCUCUUGGAGCAGGAGAAGCACCGACCCCAUGAGGUGGGCUCCGUGCAGUGGGCAGGGAGCACUUUCGGGCCCAUGCAGAAGAGCAGGCUCGGGGAGCAUGAGUUUGAGGCCCUCAUGAGGAUGCUGGACAACCUGGGUUACAGAACAGGCUACACGUACCGCUACCCCUUUGUUCAAGAGAAAACCAAACACAAAAGUGAGGUGGAGAUUCCAGCCACGGUCACCGCCUUCGUGUUUGAGGAGGACGGUACCCCAGUUCCCACCCUGCGGCAGCACGCCCAGAAGCAGCAAAAGGAGAAAACCCGCUGGCUCAACACGCCCAACACCUACCUGCGAGUCAACGUGGCUGACGAGGUCCAGAGGAGCAUGGGCAGCCCCCGGCCCAAGACCACAUGGAUGAAGGCUGACGAGGUGGAGAAAUCCAGCAGUGGCAUGCCAAUCAGGAUCGAAAACCCAAACCAAUUUGUGCCUCUCUAUACUGACCCCCAAGAAGUGGUGGACAUGCGGAACAAGAUUCGAGAACAAAACCGACAAGAUGUGAAGUCAGCGGGGCCUCAGUCCCAGCUCCUGGCAAGCGUUAUUGCUGAGAAGAGCCGAAGUCCGUCUACAGAGAGCCAGCUGAUGUCCAAGGGCGAUGCAGAUACCAAAGAUGAGACAGAGGAGACAGUGCCCAACCCCUUCAGCCAACUCACUGACCAGGAGUUGGAGGAGUACAAGAAAGAGGUGGAGAGGAAGAAACUAGAACUGGACGGAGAGAAAGAAACCGCUGCAGAGGAGCCUGGCUCACCUGUAAAGUCUGCACCUGCUUCUCCAGCACAGAGUCCAGUGAAGUCCGAGACGAAGAGCCCCGCGGUCUCUCCCUCCAAGUCUUUAGACGAAGGUGCUAAGAAGACAGAAACAAGCAAAGCCACCACAGAGCCUGACACGACUCAGCCAGGAGUGGUGGUGGUCAACGGGAGAGAGGAUGAGCAGACCGCAGAGGAAGUUCUCAGCAAAGGCUUGAGCCAGAUGACCACCAGUGCCGACACAGAUGUCGAUACCUCUAAGGACAAAACCGAAUCGGUCACCAGUGGCCCCAUGUCCCCAGAGGGCUCACCUUCCAAGUCUCCCUCAAAGAAGAAAAAGAAAUUCCGAACCCCAUCCUUCCUGAAAAAGAGCAAAAAGAAGGAGAAAGUGGAGUCCUGAUUCGUAGCACCCUCGGGCUCCCAUCUGCAUCCUCUCUCUCCUCCCCUUCCCUUGCCCCGUCUCUGUCCCUGGAAGCACAGGGCCAAGGAGGGAUAGAACAGGACCCUGGAUCACACUCUGAGGGGGAAGUUAGAGAUCACCUGACCAACUCCUCAUUUUACAGUUGCCCCAAAGAAAACAGGUGACUUUCCCAAGGUCACACAGCUCGUUAGUGGCAGAGCCUGCACUAGGAUUCAGGUCUCCUGGCUCCCAGUCCAGUGCUCUUUCCACUACAUAACACUGCCUAGCUGUGGGCCGCCUUUGUGAGGAUGCUGCCCACUGAUCUGAGCCCAGAGCAAGGAGGCCAGAGUGGGCCGCAGGCUCUCACAGGCUCAGUCUAAGUCAGACAGGUCGAGGCUUCCCCUGAGCAAGGUCCUUUUCCUCGAGGGAACCCAGUCUCCUGCUGAUGGAGCUAUCACUCCGUUUAGAAAUCUCUCUUUUUUGCAUAGGGUCCCUGCCCUGCUGCUCACAGUAAUCAGAGAAACUGACCUGUCCCCUCCAGCAGAAGUUAAUCUUUGUUCCCAAGGGCUGAUGGCUUAGCUUGUGCUUUCCCGACCACUAACCCCAAGCUUUCUUCCUGGAACCUCCUGACUCACGGAUGGAAGAUGGUGCGAGUUGGCAGACAGAAGGGCAAGCCAAGUCAGCCAUCGGACUGGGGAUAGUUUAAUCAAUAGAAGAAGCCAGGAACUUGACCCAUUGAAAUUGUGCAUCUCAGACGCUUCAAAACUAAAACCAAAUUUAGCUUAGAAAAAUGUCUCGUGCUCAGGGCAGAAAUUUGGGGAAAUUUAGAUCCUCUAUUAGCGUUGGGUUGUACGAGGAGGAUCAGAACAGCACAGAUGUGCUCUGCCUUUCUAGCUUUGCAUGGUACCCGGAGCAGUGUGGCUCUCCCUGUCUCACUCCUGUGUGGCGGUCAGGUGUCCCCUGACCUCCCUCAAACCUGGAAGCACUGGCUCACAGACUGGAACUGGCAUCUUACCCUUGGCACUUUGACCUUGGCUCCUUUGGGUUCCAACUCAGUCAGUGUGGGUCCAGCAGAGGAGAACGAGAUGAGCCCUUCAGGAUUAAUCCCUAGGACCCGCUAUCAGAGAAAUGCUUGGGUGUCCCUGGCCCUGUCGCUCUCUGUCUAUCCUGGGUCCUGAUAAUAGCCACAGCUAUUGUAUUAAAUGCCAACACUAUCUUUUCAGAUUCUUCCAUGGGGCAUUGAUUAGUGAGCAUGGUUGGCUCCUAAAAAAUAGACAAUCCAUCCUCUUUAAAGCACAGUGUCUUCAAAGAAUAUUUUCCCUUCUUAUCCU